Messenger RNA from Leucoraja erinaceus (little skate), 1940 nucleotides. RefSeq names its product glycosylphosphatidylinositol anchor attachment 1 (gene gpaa1). NCBI's taxonomy places the organism in Eukaryota, Metazoa, Chordata, Chondrichthyes, Rajiformes, Rajidae. The record is from RefSeq and is a predicted model, not a curated record. Gene Ontology annotation, cellular component: GPI-anchor transamidase complex; membrane. Gene Ontology annotation, biological process: attachment of GPI anchor to protein.
UCCGGGCGGUGGGGCUGGGCUGGGGUCGGGGCGCCGGCGUUGGUGGUAGCUGCCGGGGUGAAGGCGGGAAGAUGGGGCUCCUCUCAGACCCCAACCACCGGCAGGUCCUGACCGACAUCAUCACCAGGAUGAACGCACCGCUCUGCCUCCUGUGCUACGUGGCAGGCAUCACGUGGUUCCUGGGCCUGGCCUUCGAGCCCUUCAUCCUGCGCAUGUACACGUCGGAGAACGCCAUGGGCUCCACCAUGGUGGAUGAAAACUUUGUCUUCGGCGACAGAGCCCUCUCCUACGCUCGCGAGCUCUCAGGCCACCGCAAGCGGGCAGCGGGGAUGCCCGUGGACUGGCUGCUGAAGACGAUGAGCGGCCUUGGGCUGGAGACCCACGCCCACAGCUUCUCCCGCACCCUGCCCUUCCCCGACGAGAUCCGCGAGAGAUACAUGGUGAAGGGCACCAACGUGUACGGCAUCCUGCGGGCGUCGCGGGCGGCCAGCACCGAGUCCAUCGUCCUCAGCACGCAGGUGGAGAUGAAGCACAACAGCCAGGCAGCCGGCCUGCUCCUGGCACUCGCAUCCUACUUCCGAGGUCAGAUCUACUGGGCCAAGGACAUCAUCUUCCUCUUCAAUGAGCACGACAUGAUAGGCAUGGAGGCCUGGCUCGAGGCCUACCACGACGUUAACGUUACAGAGAUCAGCUCGUCGGCAAUGCAGGGCCGGGCUGGCACCAUCCAGGCCGCCAUCACCGUGGAGAUGAGCAGCGACGUCGUCACCAGCUUCGACAUCAGCGUGGAGGGGCUGAACGGCCAGCUGCCCAACCUCGACCUGGUCAACCUCUUCUCAUCCUUCUGCCAGAAGAAUGGCGUCCUCUGCACCAUCCAGGGCAAGCUGCCGCGGUCAGAUGUGGACACAUUGGAGGGGUACCUGCACUCGUUGCACACGCUGCUGCUGAUGGUGCUGAAGCAGGGCUCGGGCAAGGCCCAGGGAGACCACGGCCUCUUCCUGCGCUACCACAUCGAGGCCGUCACCGUCCGCGGCAUCAACAGCUUCCGCCAGUACAAGUUCGACAUGGUCACCGUGGGCAAGCUGUUUGAGGGGAUGGUGCGGAAGCUCAACAACCUGCUGGAGCGUCUCCACCAGUCGUACUUCUUCUACCUGCUGCCCAGCCUCACCCGCUUCGUCUCCAUCGGCCUCUACAUGCCCGCCUUCAUCUUCCUCCUCCUCAUCCUCCUGCUCACCGCUCUCGACCUGUGGAUCAAACUGUCCAAGGGGAGCAGCAGUCAGAAGGAGCCAAUGGAGGAGGUACGGAGGGAUGCGCGCCCCGGGUUGCUGACGAUGGUGACGCCGCUGCUGAUCAGCCACGCCAUGGGGCUGGCCCUGUACUUCGUGCCCCUCCUGUGCCAGGGCACCGCCACUGAACACUUCCCCGUUUCCGAGACCGAGGCCGUGGUCCUCACCUCCAUCGCCAUCUACGUGGCCGGCCUCGCCCUGCCCCACAACACACAGAGGGAUCUCCCUGCGCCUGUGACAGAGCGAGGGUGGAUGGAGCUGAAGCUGAUCGCCGUGCUCUACCUGGCCAUGCUGCUGGGGGGCAUCACCCUGGUCAACUUCUCCCUGGGCUUCAUCCUGGCCGUUACCCUGGUGCCCGCUGCCGCUGUGGCCCAGCCCGCACCCUACAAGGCACUAAGUGCGUUGCUGCUGCUGCUGAUGUCCCCUGCGGUGGUGCUGCUCCUGUGCAUCUCUCUGUACCACCACCUGCUGGAGACGCCGCUGUCGGUGCUGGAGUGCUGGCAGCUCUUCCUGCACGCUGUGGCUGACUCCAUCCUGGACCACCACCUGUACCGGGCCAUCACCUACCCCUUCCUCGUCCUCUUCAUCUACCCCUGCUGGCUGCUGCUCUGGAACGUCGUCUUCUGGAAGUGAGGGGAGAAUCUCCCCCCACCCUGG